AGAUGCUCGGGCCAGCAGCCACCACCACCAGCCCCGUCUCCGCUGCCGCCCGCGCCCGCAGCCCCCCGGGCCCCCACUAGCGGCCGCCUCCGCUUCUUAUCUCCGGCCCCCCGCCCUGAACAGGGCCUUGGGAGGGGGGUUCGGCCCUCCGCAUCUGUGGGGAACCACCAAGAAAGGGCACAGAGAGGGUGUCCUGUCCCCUCUGCACCCCACUGGCUCAGCCAAGUGCCGGCUUCGGUGAUCUUUGAGAGACCAGGACCCCACCCCCCAGUUCUCCAUCCCAUACCCCCCCCACCCUCUCCACCCUGCUCUUCCCUGUCCGCCCAGCUCUGUCAGCGCUCUCCCCCCUCCCGCUUCCCUCCCCACCGCUCCCCUCCCCCUCCUCACCGCCCCCUCCCCUCCCCCUCCUUCCCCUCCCCCUCCCCCGCCCCCCCACCAUGAGGAUGAUGGCCGCCGGCGCGGUGCACGGCCUCUUCACGGCCUCCGCGGCCCCGCAGCCGCCGCCGCCCCCGCCGCCGCCGCCGCCGCCGCAGCCCCAGCCUCCCCAGCAGCCGUCCCCGCCGCCACAGCAGCCGCCGCCGCCGCCGCAGCCGCCGCAGCAGCAGCAGCCGCCGCCCCAGGCCCCCCCCAUGGAGCCCGAGGCCCCAGAUUCCCGCAAGAGGCCCCUCGAGACACCCCCCGAGGUGGUCUGCACCAAGCGCAGCAACACGGGAGAGGAAGGCGAGUACUUCCUGAAGGUGCUCAUCCCCAGCUACGCAGCCGGCUCCAUCAUUGGCAAAGGUGGCCAGACUAUCGUGCAGCUGCAGAAGGAGACAGGAGCCACCAUCAAGCUAUCUAAGUCCAAAGACUUCUACCCAGGAACUACAGAACGGGUAUGCCUAGUACAGGGCACUGCAGAGGCCUUGAAUGCCGUUCACAGCUUUAUCGCAGAGAAGGUCCGAGAAAUCCCUCAAGCGAUGACCAAGCCCGAGGUGGUCAACAUUCUUCAACCCCAAACUACGAUGAACCCCGACAGAGCCAAGCAGGCUAAGCUCAUCGUCCCCAACAGCACGGCGGGACUGAUCAUCGGUAAGGGGGGAGCGACCGUGAAGGCGGUGAUGGAACAAUCCGGCGCCUGGGUGCAGCUGUCGCAGAAGCCCGAGGGCAUCAACCUACAGGAGCGCGUGGUGACCGUGAGCGGCGAGCCCGAGCAGGUGCACAAGGCCGUGAGCGCCAUCGUGCAGAAGGUACAGGAAGACCCGCAGAGCAGCAGCUGCCUCAACAUCAGCUACGCCAACGUGGCGGGGCCCGUGGCCAACUCCAACCCCACCGGCUCGCCCUACGCCAGCCCGGCAGAUGUGCUGCCCGCCGCGGCCGCCGCCUCUGCCGCUGCCGCUUCGGGUCUGCUUGGCCCCGCAGGGUUGGCGGGCGUGGGCGCCUUCCCCGCCGCGCUGCCCGCCUUCUCGGGCACCGACCUGCUGGCCAUCAGCACGGCGCUCAACACGCUGGCCAGCUACGGCUACAACACCAACUCGCUCAGCCUUGGCCUCAACUCGGCCGCCGCCUCGGGCGUCCUGGCCGCUGUGGCCGCGGGCGCCAACCCCGCCGCCGCCGCCGCUGCCAACCUCCUGGCGUCCUACGCGGGCGACGCCGGGGCGGGGCCGGGAGCGGGGGCAGCACCGCCGCCGCCACCGCCCCCUGGAGCGCUGGGCUCCUUCGCGCUGGCCGCGGCCGCCAAUGGCUACCUCGGUGCGGGCGCGGGGGGCGCGGCUGGAGCGGGGGGCGCGCCCCUGGUGGCCGCCGCGGCUGCGGCCGGGGCUGCCGGCGGCUUCCUGACGGCCGAGAAGCUGGCGGCCGAGAGCGCCAAGGAGCUGGUGGAGAUCGCGGUGCCCGAGAACCUGGUGGGGGCCAUCCUGGGCAAAGGGGGCAAGACGCUGGUGGAGUACCAGGAGCUGACGGGUGCGCGCAUCCAGAUCUCCAAGAAGGGCGAGUUCCUGCCCGGCACGCGGAACCGGCGGGUCACCAUCACGGGCAGCCCCGCGGCCACGCAAGCCGCUCAAUACCUCAUCAGCCAGCGGGUCACCUACGAGCAGGGGGUGAGGGCCUCAAACCCACAGAAAGUGGGAUGAGGCCUGUGGUGUGCGUCCCCACCCCCUCCCGCUCCUCUUCCCUCCUCCUCCUCUCCCAACUCCCGCCAGACUUCAGCUUGGUGUGACUCCUGCUUGGUUUGGGAUGGGGCUGGGGUAGGCCUGGCUGCACCCUCCGUUCUGGUAGUCAUAGGCAGGAUUGAGUGGCGGCUGGGGAGGGGGCUUUUGAGCCCCCUUUCCAGCCUUGAACUGACCCCUCCUCCCUCCUUCCCUGUGCUUGACUGGGCCUGACCCGCCUCUCCCAGGGACCAGGUCUAUGUGAUAUCUGUAUAUAUUGCAUUUUGUUGAUUUUAAUAGAAAACAAAGCGUUA
Alexandromys fortis (reed vole) is the source of this 2437-nucleotide messenger RNA. RefSeq names its product NOVA alternative splicing regulator 2 (gene Nova2). The record is from RefSeq and is a predicted model, not a curated record. The transcript is spliced from 4 exons. Gene Ontology annotation, molecular function: mRNA binding. Bases 438 to 2108 code for a protein of 556 amino acids. Lineage: Eukaryota; Metazoa; Chordata; Mammalia; Rodentia; Cricetidae. Gene Ontology annotation, biological process: mRNA splicing, via spliceosome; regulation of alternative mRNA splicing, via spliceosome. Gene Ontology annotation, cellular component: cytoplasm; nucleus.